Messenger RNA from Astyanax mexicanus (Mexican tetra), 1725 nucleotides. Its product is annotated as Rab7 domain-containing protein. Bases 347 to 1000 code for a protein of 217 amino acids. NCBI's taxonomy places the organism in Eukaryota, Metazoa, Chordata, Actinopteri, Characiformes, Acestrorhamphidae. Gene Ontology annotation, cellular component: lysosome; late endosome; phagocytic vesicle. Gene Ontology annotation, molecular function: GTP binding; GTPase activity. Gene Ontology annotation, biological process: phagosome-lysosome fusion; endosome to lysosome transport. The transcript has 5 exons. The record is from RefSeq and is a predicted model, not a curated record.
AUGUGAGUCCAGUGUGAAUGCAAUGUGAGUCCAGUGCGAGUGCAAUGUGAAUGCAGUGAGAAUACAGUGUGAGUGCAGUGAGAAUACAGUGUGAGUGCAGUGUCAGUGCAGUACGAGUGCAGUGUGAGUGCAGUGCGAGUGCAGUUUGUUUAAUCUACAGUUAAACUGAACUAACUGGUCCGCACCUGUUUGGUUUGGUGGGGUUUUUCUUUAGCUGUAGUUAAUGAUUAGCAUUUUAGAGGAUUGUCAGCAGAGCAGCUCCUGAGGACACAAACACAACCAGCGUUAACAUAUUUAAAAACAUGAUGAUGAUUAAUAUUUACUAUUAAACUCUGAUUAUCUGCUGAUGAGGGGAUUAUCUGAUAUGAUGGGCGAUUGGACUAAACCCCAUCUGAAGUUGGUUCUGGUGGGAAACUCUGGGGUGGGGAAAACCUCACUGAUGACGCGGUUUGUGGACCAUCGAUUCACUAAUAUGUACCGAGCCACGAUUGGAGUGGAUUUCCUGACUAAAGAGCUGACUGUGGAUAAAAACACCGUGAUUCUGCAGUUGUGGGACACGGCUGGUUCUGAGCGGUUCUUCUCUCUGGGUUCUGCUCUGUACCGCGGGGCUCACUGCUGCCUCCUGGUGUUUGAUCUGGGUUCAGAUUCCUCUUUCAGGGCUCUGGACGGCUGGAUCUCUGAGGUCCUGCUGCAGACUGACCCGGCUGACCCGGCCGAGCGCGGGACCUUCCCCUUUAUAGUGGUGGGGAACAAGACGGACCUCCAGACCCGGCAGGUGUGUUCUGAGCGUGUGCAGCAGUGGUGUGAGGGUUUGGGGGCUGAGUAUUUUGAGUGCAGCGCUAAAGAGAAUACAGCUGUAGAUUCAGCUUUUAUAACUGCAGCCCGAGCGGCUCUCCGUACCUUUAAACACAGCGCUGUGGAUCAAACAAACAACAUCCAAAUCACCGACAAAGACCAAGAACAGCAUCCGAAUUACAGAGAAUCAAAAUGCUCGUGCUGAAGAGCUGAUCCUGCGGUCAGGAGGACCAACAGAACCAGUGAUACUGACAGAUACUGUUAAACCCAAUUCCUGUCUUUAAAUAAUAUAAAGCUGUUUUUAGUUUCUUUAAAGCAUCCGUCUGUAUGUUUGGGGGACCACUUAAUGCUUUAAACUUUCCACCCAGACAUUUUCUGAUACAUUAUCUAAUUAUUCAGUCGUUUUUAUGGAUAUAUUAUUCUCAGAAAUCUCACAUAGGGCCACACGUUAUGGAUUUCCAAGAAAAAAAAAGUAACUUAUGUAAAUAAAUAAAUAUAUAAAUAUGUAACUUUUUAUCGAAAAAUAAAGAACAAAGUCUUAAACUGAUGGGGCAGUAGACACGAAAUAAGAGCCACGAUGAUCAUCUUCAUCAUCUUCUUUAGCUGCUGCAGACAAUAAAACCCUCCCUAUAACCCCACCUCUAUAGAGCUCCACCCCAUCACUCACACACACACACACAUACACACACACUCACACUCACACACACUCACACUCACAUACACACACACACACACACGCACUCUCACUCCUGAAAAAUCAGAUAAGCUUGUCAACUGACGAACAGCUGUUGUGAUCUUCUAAAGGUCAUUUGAAAGUGAAAUUUAUUUACCGUAUUUCCUGAGGUCUAAGUGUUAUAUAAUGUUUUGUUUGUUCGUUUUUGUUGCAUGUUAUAAAUGAUUUACUUGUUAAAUAAAAGUAAAAUUAUACGA